Molecule: messenger RNA, 4765 nt
Organism: Paramormyrops kingsleyae
Lineage: Eukaryota; Metazoa; Chordata; Actinopteri; Osteoglossiformes; Mormyridae
Product: forkhead box protein P1-like
Biological process (GO): regulation of transcription by RNA polymerase II
Cellular component (GO): nucleus
Molecular function (GO): RNA polymerase II cis-regulatory region sequence-specific DNA binding; DNA-binding transcription repressor activity, RNA polymerase II-specific
Source: RefSeq, a predicted model, not a curated record
ACUAUCCUCCCACUGCUUAUCUUAGUCAUGGGGUCUCUGGAGCCUAUUCCAGGCAGCAUGGAGCAAACGCCGGCGCUGCGACCUGGAGGGAUGCCAGCCAGCCCAGUAUACCACGUAUAAUUUAGAGACGCCAGUUAACUCUGUCUUUGGACUGCGUGAGGAAAUCGGUGUAAAAGGAGGCGACAAGUUCACACCCGGAACACGGUACUUUUCGAGCCCCCAAGUGAGAGGCAACAGUGCAACCUACUGAGUUAUGCUGGUACACGCUUUCCAAUAAGUUGCUAUAACAAUUUCGCAUACGACCAGAGAGUGGUGGUAUGCAUCCACCAGUUUUUAAAAUACCGUUAUUGCACAUAAGAUUAUUGUAAAAUUUAUUUUAAAAAAAAUCAAUUCAUUGACGUAUGUGGCGCAGAUAUUAAAACGUAUUUUUUAACAUCCGUCUCCACUCCAAUUAUUUUUCCUCAGUUUUGUAAAAUCAUACUAAAACGAAUACUCUAGUAUCCCAAGUUGUGUUUUUUCCCCACCGCAAGAGCAAGGUUAUCGGUCAGAAAAGCCAUCGGCCUAAUCGCCGGAUUCCCGCUCGCACCUCAGACUCAGGCGCUCCCUCCCUCCUUCCUUUCCUCCGUCCUUCCUUCCCUCCUUCCUCGUGUGCACUAUGUCCUUUUACUCAACUUUCGCCGGCUGACUUGCAUAAUUUAACCGAACCGAACUGGGAGAAAGGUUCCAUCUUUCAGCUUCGGCUGCCUUGGGGAAAAAAAGAACCUUCACUUUAUGACAAAAACUGUGACAGCUUCCCUGCUCAGCAGCCGUGUUCAGGAAGUAGCACGGGCUGAUGCUCCGUUGGAGCGCCGUAAUGACCAUCUUGCAGGAAGCAUUUGGGAAGAGGUCCUGAAGUCAUGAUGCAUGAGUCUGGCACGGAGCAGCCGGGGCGGAGCAGCUACGACGGGGCCACGGCCGAGGCUGAUGGGGGCCCCGGGGCCACGGGGGAGUCUCCGGAGGCCGAGGCUGCGCACAUGCAGCCGCAUAGUCAGGUGCAGGUCCUAGCGUCGGCCGCCACCCCCCAGCUCCUGACUCCACAGCAGAUGCUAAGUCCGCAGCACAUCCAGGUUCUGCUCCAGCAGCAGGCCCUCAUGGUACAACAGCAGCAUCUGCAGGACUUUUACAAGAAGCAGCGGGAACAACUGCAGCUUCAUCUCCUGCAGCAGCAGCAGCAGCAGCAUGCGAGGAAAACAAACAAAGCGGUCUCCGCUCAGCAGGUAGCUCUACAGCAGCAGCUCCUGCAGGUUCAACAGCAGCACUUGCUCAGCUUGCAGAGACAGGGCCUGCUGUCCAUCCAGCCUUGUCAGAGCGGCCUGUCGCUGCCGCUUGCUCAGGGUCUGAUUCAAGCCAAGUUGCCCUGUGAGGCCAAGGGCAAAGGAAUGAAAGAGGAGGACGGAUCUGGACACCACGGCAAGGAGGACCAGCCAUCGGCUGCCACCAGCCACCCAGCGGCUCGUAAAGACGCAUCUUACAACCAGCAUACCUCUGUGAACGGGCAGCACGCAGCCCGGGCCCCAAAGAGGGAAAGUUCCACACAGGAUAACCACUCCAGUGAGAGUCACCCCCUCUACGGUCACGGUGUGUGCAAGUGGCCGGGCUGUGAGGCCGUGUUAGACAACAUUCGGUCCUUUCUCAAGCACCUGCACAGUGAGCACACGCUGGAUGACCGGAGCACAGCGCAGUGCCGUGUUCAGAUGCAGGUCGUGCAGCAGCUGGAGCUGCAGCUGGCCAAGGACCGGGAACGGCUACAGGCCAUGAUGACUCACCUGCAUGUGAAAUCCACUGAGGCCAAGCCAGCCUCUCAACCACUGAACCUGGUGUCCAACUCCGCCCUUUCCAAAGUGAGCAUCCCAGAGGCCUCUCCGCCUCUAAGCUCCCCCCAGAACCCAGCGAUGCCCCUCCCCCAGAACCUGUCCAUCAUCAGCGGCCACAGUCCGCCUGCCGUGGGCCCCAUGAGGAAGCGCUACUCGGACAAGUGCAGCAUGCCCCUGUCCGCAGGCGAGUCUGUACCACUGACUGCUCUAUGCUGCCCUUUGCUGGCUGGUCUGGAUAUUUCUCAUUCUUCCAACAUGGUCCAGAAUAAGGAGUUCUACAAGAGCACCGAAGUAAGACCCCCAUUCACAUACGCCUCCCUAAUAAGGCAGGCAAUUCUGGAAUCUCCAGAAAAGCAGCUGACACUAAACGAAAUCUACAACUGGUUCACACGGACUUUCGCUUAUUUCAGGCGAAACACAGCCACGUGGAAGAAUGCAGUCCGGCAUAAUCUCAGCCUCCACAAGUGCUUUGUGCGUGUAGAGAACGUGAAGGGGGCCGUGUGGACGGUGGACGAGAUGGAGUUCCAGAAGAGACGGCCGCAGAAGAUGAGUGGGUCUCCUGCCCUGAUGAAAAAUAUGACGACCAGUCUAACCUACAGCCCAGCCUACAGCUCUGCUUUUGAGACCUCAGCGGCAGACAGGAACAUCCCUUUCUACACUACCGCCCUUACAGGAAGUCCUCCUCUGCUCUCUCAGCCUUCUCUCCCCCACGAGGAUGCCAACGGAUUUACCGAGGACAGUGUGGACAGUGACGACAGUCCCGGCCCCUCUGCCCUGCCGGCCCUGAACGACGGAGAUAUUAAAGAGGAGCCCAUGGCUGAGGAGGGCGAUCUGGCCCCACUACGCACUGAGGACUGCAGCUCUGACCUCGGAAGCCCGAACGGAGACCCAGAUGAUGACCAGGAGGACAGUGCUGAGGCGGGCGUUCCUGGCUUCUCCUGAAGGAGAGCAGCAACAGACCUUAACCCCUGAGACACGCCUGGGCGGUCCAGCACAUCCGACAGCGACACAAUGUGUCACCAGACUGCCGAGUGACUGUUAAAUGCUGAAAGAAAUGUACUUCUUUGUAGUGUUUUCAAAUUAUGGCUCCUUUUUUGUUUUUCUAACACCGUGGUUUCAGGUGGCUCAUCGUGUCUCGUACACAGGGCCUCUUGCAGCGUCCUCUCCAGCAUAUGGCUGUGCGAGGUACCGCUGCCAGUCCUCCGUGGGGCCCCUGGAGCCCAGAUUGGCACCGGGCAUGAAUUUCAGUUCCCAAGCACUCCCCUGAUCUGCUUUGUUUGGGGGGAGGUAUUCAAGUACAGGGACUGCCCACAAUCCGUUACCUUACAGAGGCUCUUCCUGUGCAUGUAGCUUCACCUGCAGGCAGUUUUAAAUUUCAAGGGGAUCAAAGUAAAACGUAGACACGAAUAGUCAAUUCCUUAAAACUGGAAAAAAUGCUAUUUAAUUUGUUAAUGUCAGAAUCCAAUAUGUAAUUCACUUAGUCAAAUCUUACAAUCAUCUUCAGAGUAAGACAACUGCUCUUGCUUUCUCCACUGGAAGGUGCCCUUUUUAUACAGUGUCCAUGUGGAAUAAUACUUUACUGGUAUAUAUAUAGGGGCAGCUUGGUGUGAUGGAUGUGCCCUUCAGCACUGGUUAUAUGUACAUACGUUUAGUGGUUCAGACAGAGCCACUGUUGUACAUCAUCAUCCCCCUGCACCGUUUUUAAGCAGGUCGAAAGACCUCCAAGCCGAAGAUGGCAUCUCUUUUACGGGCUCAUCGGGUUUUUUUAUACAAGUUCAUUCCGACAUCACAAAUCGACAGGAACUAGGGCACCUCUGUAAGACAGGCUUCAGUCCUCAUGCUGUCUGUAAAGCCGCCUCCUGGCUACAGCCAGAUACCAGGGUGGAGGUCAGGCUGGACUGCAGCAACUUCUCCUCACUCCAGACGAAUGUUAUAGUUAGAUGUGUUUUUCAGAAAGUAGGACUGAGGCUGCCAGUUUGUCCACUGAUUGCUGAUGCUUUCACAGUGAAAUUGGCGGUAGUUUUAGCUGCUUUAUGUUAAUUAUGGGUGCAAAAUUUGUUUUUAAUUUCACAAUUGAACAAAUACUUGAUAUCAAGGCUUUAAUAGUUACUUGCAGUCAUCUUCUGCUGCAGCUUUAAACAUCUAUAACAAACACCAAACUUAAUUUUUCAUUUUUAAGAAGUCUUGUUCAUUUAGGACUGCAGCAGACCACUGCUUUGUCUUUUAUAUUUAUAAAGGGUUUUUUUGUUGUAUAAGUUUAGAUUUUAAUGCCUGUAUUUUUGUUUUCAGUGUUUUUUUUUUCCCUCUGAGUACCAAAGAUAAAGUAAAAAGCAAAGAGCACAUUCAGUGUCUGUCCCAAAUGUCAUCCCCGAUCCUGGAUCACGAGACAGACCUCACAGCUGUGUGUAACCCUGUCCGACAAGUCUUACAGGACUGUGUUGAACCCUCAAACCAAAGAUAUGGCACAUUACUAUUUUUAUAAAUAGCGUGCAACUGUAUAAGGGAACAGUUUGUGGCUAUGUGAGGGAGCGUAGGUGUAUGAACAUGUGUGAUAAACAGAAAAUUAGGGGAGAGGAAUGAUAUUACGGCCGUUCAUCCUCAACCUGUCAUAGUUACUUAACACCUGAAUUGGGAGGUAAGAGUUCAUUUUGAAUGAUGGCAGGACAGGCGACUAUUUUCUAGCAGAGAAUGUGAAAAUUCUUUCUAGUCAACUGGAUCAUGGUGGUGUAAGUGUUCUAUGCAUUUUAUUAGUUAUGAAGUUUUCAACAUUUUAGGAAUUAUUUUUGGUUUUGUUUUAGGGGUCUGUUAUCACUCAAAUUCUUGUUGUUCUUUGACUCCAUCAGCUGUAUGAUGCCUUCGGUUUCUGUGACCUACUUAUGUUUUAUAUUAAACACUUCUGACAGUGAAAAGUG